Messenger RNA from Serendipita indica DSM 11827, 318 nucleotides. The record is from the annotation of a GenBank genome assembly. Lineage: Eukaryota; Fungi; Basidiomycota; Agaricomycetes; Sebacinales; Serendipitaceae.
AUGACAGAGAAGAAUCGCGCCGAACUCGAAAAACGAUCAUCGCUCUAUACCUUUGACGCAGAAGCCCUCGAUGCGAUUCCACCCAGUGAGCGGAUCAUGAUCACCGAUCUUCCACAAGACCCCGAGGGUACGACGCCGGACAAAGUCGGCGACACCAAGUACAACGCAAUCAAAGCCCUCUUAAAAGGUAUCAACGACAUUGAAGCCAGAGAGCUCUUCGGGGGUGACCGAGUGAGCUACAAGGGCCUCGAGAGCCAGGGAAUUACGUCUGCAGAACAAUUGCGUACGCGUAACGGCAAGCUCACCCAUGAAACAUAG